Molecule: messenger RNA, 1211 nt
Organism: Aspergillus caelatus
Lineage: Eukaryota; Fungi; Ascomycota; Eurotiomycetes; Eurotiales; Aspergillaceae
Product: SDR family NAD(P)-dependent oxidoreductase
Exons: 1
Coding region: 107-880 (257 amino acids)
Molecular function (GO): oxidoreductase activity
Source: RefSeq, a predicted model, not a curated record
ACGAUAUCCGAUUAUUACCCCUCUGUUGAACCCCCACCAUCGGGUUCAAUCUUGUCAUUUCCUUCCACAAGCUCCUCCUCCUUCUGAAACCUAUAGAUAGAAAGACAUGACCGCUCAACAGUCGCUGCAGGGGAAAAAUGCCAUCGUGACCGGAGGGUCUCGCGGCAUUGGCAAAGGCAUCGCCUUUGAACUCGCCCGUCGUGGCGCCAAUAUUCUCCUGACAUACAACAGCUCCCGUGAACAGGCCCAAGAGGUCGUGUCGCAGAUACGGAGUGUCGGAGUAGACGCAAUCGCCGUCGAAGGCAAAGCAGAUGAUUUGUCCGCGCCAAAAACCAUCGUCGAUGCAGCCGUUGAGCGAUGGGGCUGCAUUGACAUUGUGAUCAACAAUGCCGGUGCUCGAGAAGACUACCCCGUCGAAGAAAUGACAUACGAGGCGUUUGAUCGCCAAAUCGCUGUGAACCUGCGCUUCCCGGUAUUUCUCAUCAAGGAGGCGACGCGCCAUUUCGGAAAGACACCGCGCAUUGUCAACCUUUCUAGUGUUUAUGCGCGGGAUGGGCAGCCGGGAUGCCUGGCAUAUGUGGCAAGUAAAGGCGCCAUGGAGAGUCUCACGAGAUCUUUGGCCAAAGAGUUGGGACAUAAGUACAACGCAACCAUUAACUGCGUGUGUCCCGGUCCGGUGAAUACGGAGCUGUGGGCCUCUACCCUUCGAGACUCCGAGGAGAAAGAGGAAUGGGAUCGGGUGAUUCAAAGUACCCCCGCUGCACCGCGGGUGGCCGAGGUGGAUGAUAUUGCUCAGAUUGUCGCGUUUCUCUCCGAAGAAGGGAGUAGAUGGACUACGGGGAGCUUGAUCAAUGCCAACGGAGGGCUCAUGUUUGUUUAAUAACGGACCUGGCUGUGCCUAAACCUGGGCAUGCAUGUUUCAAACAUGGAACUGGGCUAUACCAGAGAGGCUCGCGUUCACGGGAUGAAUCACGCCAGAUAGUCUAUAACGAGGAUAAGUCUGGAUGCGCCCCGAUGGAACUGCAGUCUAGAUAUACUCUGCCGGCAUUGCAUCACGUCGAUAACGCACGCCUAGUGGCAAUCGCAUAGUCAAGCAUUGGACAUUUUGGCGAUGCCAGCGUUGGGGGAGGCGUGCGAUGUUUGAAGUGCUAAUUCUAGCUCUGGAAUUCUCCUUUUCCCGGGGCGAUUGUAGCGGUCCUCGCGACGUCUCA